Molecule: messenger RNA, 1335 nt
Organism: Cercopithifilaria johnstoni
Lineage: Eukaryota; Metazoa; Nematoda; Chromadorea; Rhabditida; Onchocercidae
Source: the annotation of a GenBank genome assembly
AUGCAGAUAUGCCCACAAAAGUGCAUGCCUACUUGCAUAGCUCAAGAUUGGCCACUUUUUUUAUGUGAGAAGGAAUGUGAACGAACGUGUACUCAUACAUCCGUAACAUCGCCCAUGCCAUCCUAUCAGCCAGAAAGUGCACAGCCAAUGCAAAUGAUGAACUGCAUAGCAAAGUGCAUGCAAAAUUGCGUGGUGAUAUGUCAGCAAUCAAAUAAUUGUAUUUCAAACUGCCAACAGAAUUGCUUGCGGUGUCAAUGGCAGCAGCAACCUGUGUUCACGUCAGUUUCCCUCACGCCGCAGCAUCUAUCCUGCAAUCAGAACUGCCCCACUGUUUGCAUUUCCUCAUGUAUGUCUAGAACAUUCUCAUCACACUUGUGCAUGCCGUUAUGUCAACUAGCGUGUGCACAGGCAUGCAACAUAAAUCAUAAGUCAAUGGUAUCAUCAACUACUCCAAGUUACCAACCAGUGCCAUUUCCGGUUAGCUGUCAAGUACACCAGCAUGAAUUUACCACACAAGGGCAAGUACCGGUGACAGAAUGUUGGCAUCAAUGUUUCAAUAAUUGCUUAAAUGUAUGUGUUAAUUCCGGUCAUCCAGUAAGAGCAUGUGAUUCAAACUGUAAGAUUGAUUGUGAACAAGUUUGCUCACUACCAUCGAAAUCAGAAUCUGUAUCCGUGAUGGAUCAAUCCUCUGUUCAACAAUCAAACAUUCAAAUAACACAACAGAUGUUUGCUCAGUGUAACUCUAAAUGUUGUCAGUCUUGUGUAGCAGUAUGCUUAAACGAUGGUAGAAUACUUCAGCAAUGUGUUCCGUUAUGUCUAAUUAAAUGUGAUACACAAUACCAUAAUGAUGCAUUAAGUACUUCAUUGGAUAAUACCUGCACAUACUUUGUCAAUCCUAUCUAUCAAGUGCUAUAUGCAAAUAGCUAUCAGUGUCAGCAGAUUUGUCAACAUGGUUGCCAGAUAAAUUGUUCCUCGAGCAGCUUAGAAGUAAUGAAGAAUUGCAUAGCUUUAUGUCAUGCUAAUUGCCAGAAGAGAUUGGCUGCUUCAUCUUCACUUUCUUCUAUCUCAAAGAUUCCGACACCAACAGAAGUAUCACUUCAGACAGCUUGUACCGUUGAUUGCAUGCCAAUGUGUUCUUUGUUAUGCAUUAACAUGCAGUUGCAAAUGCUAUCUGUGGUAAGCACGACACCGUUACCAGCGGCAGUUCUAUCAUUGUUACGAAGUUGCAAAACGAAGUGCAUAAGCGAUUGUUUGCAGCAAUGCAUGCAGAUUAAACUUACCAUUGCUAUCUGCCAACCAGCAUGUAAGUUGCAGUGCGGUAAAACUUGCGAUUAA